GCACCCACCAUUUUCUACAUGAACACAACCAAAUCUUUACACUGUCUCUCUCUUUACUUCUGCAAACCAUUAUCCUGGUGAGAAGCAGGGCUUGGCGAUUGGUGACGCUGCAAUGUAACGUCUAGAGCUUCAAUUUGAUGAUUGGUGAGGCUGCAACUUAAUGCAUAGAGUUUCAAUUCAAUUUCGGUGAGGCUGUAACAUGACGUCUAGAGCUUCAAUUCAAUUUGAUGAUCGUUCAAUUUGAUGAUCGGUUUUGGGGGUAUUUUGGGCGAGUUCGAGUGCGAUGACUGUGAGCAGCCGGGGUCGGGCCCCAACUAUCACUGUGAGCGUUGUGAGUUUGACCUGCACAUCCACUGCACAGCCAGUGCGGCUGCGGCGACCCAACUCGAUGAUGUGAGUACGAUGAUAAAUGUCGUGUGUCCGGCGAACCAUGAGAUGGUCUGGCUCCCCUCUUCACCAUACCCCAACGACAUGUUCAGGUGCGAUGGCUGCGGCCAGCCAGGGUCGGGCCCCCUCUACCACUGUGGGGAUUGCAACUUUGACCUGCACAUGCACUGCACAGCCAGUGCAGCGGCGACCGAACAGGGGGUUGUGGGUGGUGCUGCGGAGGAGAGCCAAAUCAAGGAUGUGCUGGGAGGCCCCGCUGCUGAGGGGGUUGUGGGCGGCGCUGUGGAGGUGACCCAAAUCAAGGAUGUGCCUGCCGAGUGGGUUGUGGGGGGCACCGCGGAGACGACCCAAAUCGAGGAUGUGCCUGCCGAGGGGGUUGUGGGCGGUGCUGCGGAGGCGACCCAGAUCAAGGAUGUGCAGGGAGUCCCCUUGGCCGAGGAGGUUGUGGGUGGCGCUGCUAACGAAUCGGACAGAUUAAUUAAGAAUGAUGCUGUUCGAGAUGGGACGAAGGGUUGUUGUGUACCUUUGUUUUGUACUCUGCAUAGUCUCUUGGAGAUGAGAGCGAAGGAGAGUAUCAUCAGGUGUCCGGGGCACCAUGAGAUGGUCAGCCUCUCCUCUCCACCAUACCCCAAUGGCGAGUUCAGGUGCGAUGAUUGCGGUCAGGUGGGGUCGGGCGCCGUCUACCACUGUGGGCAUUGCAACUUUGACCUGCACCUGCACUGCACGGAGAAGGUGAGUCGUUUGCCUGUAAUCGUCACGUGUCCGGCACACCAUGAGAUGGACUGGCUCCCCUCUUCACCAUACCCCAGUGGCGAGGUCCGGUGCGAUCGCUGCAGUCGGUCGGUGUUGGGCUCCCUCUACCACUGUGGGCGUUGCCACUUCGACCUGCACUUUUACUGCACAGCCAGUGCGGUGUCCCAACUCGAUGGUGUGCUGGGAGCCCCUGCUGCCGAGGGGUUUGUGGGCGGUGCUGCAGAGGCGAGCCAAAUCAAGGAUGUGCCGGGAGGCCCCGCUACUGGCGGGGUUGUGGAUUGCGCUGCGGAGGCGACCCCAAUCAAGGAUGUGCCGGCCGAGGGGGCUGUGAGGGGCGCUGCGGAGGCGACCCAAAUCAAGGAUGUGCCGGGAGUCCCCUUGGCCGUGGGGCUUGACGAUGGUGCUGUUAACGAAUCCGGCAAAUUAAUAGGGAAUGAUGCCGUUCGAGAUGAGAAGAAGGGUUGUUGGGCAUCGUGCCUCUCAUUCUUCCUCACUUGGUUUAAACGUUGAUGGCCGCCAUGCUUGCAGUGCUCCCUCUCUCCCUGUUGUGUUGUGACGUUGGGUGUUUUGUACCCUGCGCAUGGAUUCUUUACCGGCCCUGUGUUGAGUCUUUCUUUUCGUGCUAAUUGUUAGAAUGGUAUUUCUCUAUAUUUGAGUCUGAAACCUUGAAAGAUUAUUUCACAGUA
Molecule: messenger RNA, 1826 nt
Organism: Amborella trichopoda
Lineage: Eukaryota; Viridiplantae; Streptophyta; Magnoliopsida; Amborellales; Amborellaceae
Source: RefSeq, a predicted model, not a curated record